Messenger RNA from Anthonomus grandis grandis, 1805 nucleotides. Its product is annotated as zinc finger protein 652-like. Gene Ontology annotation, molecular function: zinc ion binding; RNA polymerase II transcription regulatory region sequence-specific DNA binding; DNA-binding transcription factor activity, RNA polymerase II-specific. The coding region runs from base 436 to 1773 and encodes 445 amino acids. The transcript is spliced from 4 exons. Lineage: Eukaryota; Metazoa; Arthropoda; Insecta; Coleoptera; Curculionidae. The record is from RefSeq and is a predicted model, not a curated record. Gene Ontology annotation, cellular component: nucleus. Gene Ontology annotation, biological process: regulation of transcription by RNA polymerase II.
UUUCUAGCGGUCCUGAGUAUUUUCUUUUACGAAAUUUGGGCGUGGCAGAGCAAAUUGUUUUGACGUAAUAGUGACAGAUUCAAAAUGGCGGAUAGGCGUUAUGCCCAUCUGUUGGUCGGAAGAAGGGGUUUCUCACAGGGUGGCCACCUCACUAAAAAUUUAUUUGUUUGUAUAUUUUAUAAAUCUUUAUAUUUUUUUUUUGGGUAUAUUUUAUGCAUUUUUAAAUCCAAAUAAUAUUUAGUUUUACUAUUGGUUUUAUAUCUAUCUGUAGCAGCAGUUGCCAUAGAAACUGUCGCUAUAAUGAACAAUUAAUUGAUGACAACGGUUGACAGUGACACUGACAUUUACAUAACCUCGAAAGUGCUUUUGUUGUUAUUAUUGUUUAUGUUGUCAGUUUAUUAAAUAUACUUGUACUUUUCAAUUUUAUUCAGACAAAUGGGCGAUAUUUACAGGUGCAGACUAUGUUUAAAAAAUUGCAAAAGCAAAAUAGACAUUUUCAAAGAUGAUUUUCCCAAGAUGAUUCGGAUAUUGGCUGGUGUUAAUGUAAACCCUGAUGAUGGUUUUCCAAAAAAGUCCUGCCUAGACUGUGCAAAAAACGUGAAAUCCGCCCUAAAAAUGAGAAAACUAAUUAUACAGUCUCAUAAAUUACUCCUCGAAGAAUUCCUGGCAAAUUGUAGGCAAGAAAACAUCGUCACAAGAAAGUCUUCACAGAUAUUAAAAAGUAAUGACAGUGCUGCAGUAGUUGAUAUAGCGAAAACUUAUAAUACAAAUAGAACUGAGGAGGGAGUUAUUACAGAGACAUCGGCAGAACACAAUGACAAUGAACCUUAUGAAGAUGAUGAUAAUAAGAGUAUUCGGGAUCCAGAAGGAUUUGAUGACAAAUGUUCUGAUAAUGAAUGGACUCCGACUGCCCCAGACAAAACUCAAGGGUCAUCAUCAUCACUCAUCAAAGCUCCCGAUGGAGUGUUCUUCCUAAAAAAGCGCCUCGAAUCUCCCCAGAAACCCUCCUCACAAAUAAUCGUCCGCAUAAAGAAAAAACCGAAAACAAAACCGCCCCCGGCAAGGGUCACUUGCAAAGUCUGCAACAAAGAAGUCCAAAGUUAUUGGCUACGGAAACACAUGGAAACCCACGAGUAUAAUCCGGUGACUUGCGAGUUUUGCGGUCUGGUGUCGAAAAGCGCGACCGCUUUGAGGCAUCACGUGUUUUAUUAUCAUAAAAGUACGGCGGACGAAUAUAUGUGCGACCAAUGCGCCAAAAGUUUUCGAUCUAAAUACAGGUUGAAUUUGCAUAAAAAGAAAGAGCACGGAGGCACCAAGGACUUCGAGUGCACCACUUGUGGCAAGCAGUUUUUUGAAAGAAUGCACUUAAAACGUCAUAUCGACAAAACGCACAAGAACAUCCGUCCGUACGUGUGCGAUUACUGCGGUAAAACCUUUAAAUCGAAAAACCACAUUAAGAUCCACGAAAGAAUCCACUCGAAAGAGGCCCCCUUUAGUUGUAACAUGUGCGGCGACAGUUUUAAAAUGAAAUUGACGUUACGGUCGCACCUGAAGGGGGCCCAUAACGUACAGGAGGAGCAAAAGGUGUUUUGUAACGUGUGCAGAAGGGGCUUCGCCUCGGAUGUGGCCCUGAGAGCCCACCUGAACUCCAGGAUCCACGAAACGGAAAAAUGUCAAUACUGCAGCGAGAUGUUCACUAGGGAAUACAUCGUGAAUCAUUUGCAAGAAGUGCAUAAGAUAACUAACGUUGAAUCUGAGGAUGUUAAGGAUUAGAAUUAGUUUGUAAAUAAAUAUUUGUUAUGAAA